Molecule: messenger RNA, 528 nt
Organism: Vigna radiata var. radiata (mung bean)
Lineage: Eukaryota; Viridiplantae; Streptophyta; Magnoliopsida; Fabales; Fabaceae
Exons: 2
Coding region: 1-528 (175 amino acids)
Source: RefSeq, a predicted model, not a curated record
AUGCAGACCACGGUAGCCACACUUGGAAGGACGGUUCAUAGUUUAGCGCACCUGGAAAUUCGGCAGCCGCAUUUCGAAGUACGGUUCAUUCUCACCGCAAUUCCAACUACGGCACUGAAAGAUGAGUUGGAUUGUUUUAAACAGGCUGAAAAGAAAAAUAGGCGCUUGGAAAAAGCUCUAGCUACUUCUGUUGCCAUCAUUUAUGAAUUGGAGAAAAAGAAGCAGAAGAAGAAAGAGGAGCAACAAAGACUUGAUGAAAAGGGCGUUGCAAUUGCUGAAGCGGUGGCUUUGCAAGUUUUACUCGGAGAAGAUUCAGAUGAUACCUGUAAGGUUGCUAUAAAUGAGAGUGGGUGGAAGACUCAGAAUUAUAAUCACGAACUUAAGCUCUUCAUGGGUGGACCAAGAGCUUGUUUUGUUGAUGUAGAUGGUGGUGGUACAUGGUCUUUCACAUACAGGCCUCUUGAGAAGAAUAUGUAUGAACCGCUGCAUGAAGGAAGAAAUGGGAUAGGGUUUUACUGGAUUCUUUGA